Syzygium oleosum is the source of this 1259-nucleotide messenger RNA. RefSeq lists its product as uncharacterized. Bases 1 to 858 code for a protein of 285 amino acids. The transcript is spliced from 5 exons. The record is from RefSeq and is a predicted model, not a curated record. NCBI's taxonomy places the organism in Eukaryota, Viridiplantae, Streptophyta, Magnoliopsida, Myrtales, Myrtaceae.
AUGGCCCUGAUCUCCAAAAUCCAAACCUCUAAUCGACGCCUCAUCGUCCCAAAUUCGCAGGGUUUUCCCGGCUCCAAACCUGAUCGAUUCGGCGGCGCUUCCGACGAUGGACGGCAACAAUAUUCCCCUCCCCAGGAGACCGACAAGUGGUGCUCGUACCAGUACCUGGGGAGGACCGGCUUCGCGAUCCCCACCACCGCGUCUCUGGCCGGCACCGAAGUCAGCGUCGACGAGAUUCGGUCCGCCGCCGCCGCCUCCGAUCGCCACCCGCCCUCGAUUCACGCCGCCCUCGUCUCCGAGCUCGAUCCCAGCGAGCAAGCAAUUGUCUAUCAAGGUGGAUAUGGAGAGGACUAUGGCGGAACCACCAGUGAAUUUCAGAGGCAAAUACUGGAUGAAGUAGAGAUACGGGAGUUGCUAAUUGAUCAUGUUGGUCAUUGCUGCUGUUGGGGAAGUCGUCCUGCUUGUACUUGGAAAAUUCACGCAGUUGAAGAUUGCAAUGUUUACGUGGGAACUUUAGAUACCUUUAUAGAGGAGAGAGAAAUUAUAAGAGAAACAGAACCCCACCGUGGUGGCAACAUCGACGGAAAGGAUAAGGAUUGUGAACUGGGAAUUUGGGAAUUGGAUCUGAGGUCUCAAUUUCCUGUCCUAUUUGUUCCCUACAAGGAGACACGGACAAAAGUUCCUCAUUCUGAGACUAUAGAGAAAUGCUCAGGUUGUGAUGGACGGGGAGAUCGAGUGUGUCCCACUUGCAAUGCAGAUCAGGAAUAUGGAUUUUAUAAAGAAAAUCAGAUGACGCCAUGCCCUGGUUGUCAUGGAAGAGGUUUAAUUGCUCAUAGAGAUGGAUCUGAUUCCAUGUAAUAUCUUUGCUCUGAAGCUUGCAAUUUUGAUUACAUAUUCCUAAGCUUUAUCUUGUUCUCGGGUCAUGAGCAUUCUUUUCCAUCUAGACUAGGGCUUAAUGUCUGCAUAACUCAAAUUUAUGGUGCAAAAUAUCAGUCCCAUCACCAUAGUUCAUGAUGUUGGGUGAGAUGAUUUCUCGCAUUGUUCUCGCUUCUCGCCGGUGGUUUCCGCCCCCUCGGAGCUCGGAAUCAGUGGCUUCUCGCAUUGUACCCUACUAUGCAUUCUUCAUAAUGGGAGAUUUACCCUCUUGACAAUUAUGUCAUAGCAUCAGAGUCUUCGAAUUGAGCAGUUCUUGAAUGUCGUUUGUGAGAUUAUUUUCCAAGAAAUGGUGGAUAUUACUUGAAUAAUAUCAACUUUGCAUA